AUGGACUCGCACUGCGACUGUGCCGAGCCCCCGGCCGUGGAGCAGCCGUCGGGCAGGAUCAACAAAACGGCCUUCAAGCUGUUCAAGAGGAGGAAAGCGGGCGGCCCCAUGCCGAGCAUCUUCGGGGUGAAAAACAAAGGUGGGGACGGGAAGGGCGCGGGCAACGCGGGCAUGGUGCGGAGCAAGACGCACGACGGCUUAGCCGAUGCCGUGCUGGAGAGCAGCAAGAAGGAGGAACCGAGCGGCGGCGGCACCGGCGGCGAGCAGCCGAGCAGGGACGCAAACGCGCCAGCCGCCGCCAGCCUCGGCACCUCGUCCGGCAGCGCGGUGGCCAAGUCGCACAGCUUCUUCUCCCUGCUCAAGAAGAACGGGAGAUCGGACAACAGCAAGGGGGAGAGCGCAGAGCCGCGCGCGGGCGGCAGACAAAAGAAGGGGCUGAGAGGGAUCUUCAGCAGUAUGCGGUGGCAUAGGAAGGACAAAAACGGCAAGGAGGAGAGGGGGGAAAUCUCCGAAAUCCCAUCCGGUCUCAUUAUGCCGGGGUCGCUGACCGCCAGCUUGGAAUGCAUCAAGGAGGAGACCCCGAAACCUUUGUCUGAGACCCCGAACGGCACUGCAGAAAUCAGCAUCGAAUCGUCCUGCGAGAAGCCCGUCAGAGACCCGCGCGCCUCGGCCCAGGAGACGGAUGCGGGAGCCGGGGAGCCGCAGGAGAGCAGAGCCCUCUCCGGGGAGGAUCCUGCCGCUGCUGGGAGCCGACCCGAGGAGCUCAGCCCCGAGCAACCGGACCCGGGCGCAGGAGAGGUUGGGACUGCGAAGGAUGCGGCCAUAACAGGCUGCGGAGAUAUUAUUGCGGACCAUGAGGAGGAAGGGGGCGGCGGGAGUGGCGCCUGCGGGAAGAGCACCCCUGGGGCCAGCAAGCCRGGCGCCACCAAGAAGCACCCCACCAUGGUGGCCUACCAAGGAGGAGGGGAGGAGAUGGCAAGUCCGGACCAGGUGGAUGACACUUGCCUGCAGGAGUUUUGGGAUAUGCUGUCACAGACAGAGGAGCCAAGCCCACAUACCCACAUAGAAGGAGGAGGAGGAGGAGGGACGAGGACGCCUGAGGGGCUGAAGGAGACCCGAGGUACCGAGGGGGCCCAGAACAGGGUGGCGGUGAAACGUGGCGGUCUCAACCAGAUUCCCAUUCAUCUCAACCACAAAGAGGAGCAGAAAGGCAGGGAGAAGGAGCAGCACGAAGGCAUCCCAAACAGUGACGAGGGCUACUGGGACUCCACCACCCCCGGGCCGGAGGAAGACACCACCACAAGCAUCCAGAAGGAGACYAUCCCCAGGGACAGCUACAGUGGGGAUGCUCUCUACGACCUUUAUGCCGAGCCAGAGGAGAACCCGCCGGGGGGACCUUCUGAUGAAGAGGUCACCAGCGUGCCGCGCUCCAAGCCCGUGUCGCCAAUAAYCACCACGUGCUCGCUGAAAACACCCUCGAGCGCCGUGAAGGACUCCAAGAUACCCAUCAGCAUUAAACACCUUGCGUCGCACCCUGCCAGCCACGCAGCAGACGCCAGCAACAGCCACCACGUCGCGCACCAUCACCUGGCCAAGAGUGAGAUGCACAGAACAAAAAUCCCCGUCUCCAAAGUGCUGGUGCGCCGGGUCAGCAACAGGGGCUUAGCAGGGACUACAGUCAAAGCCGCCACAUACCAGGACAGUGCCAAAAAGUAGCUGAAUACGGCGUGGAGACAAAGAUGGACAGCAAGUUUGGCGCUUGAAAGUCUUGUGUAGGAGACCACUAAUAAUGAGUUUGUUUUGCAUCACCUGAAGAAAGGCACUAAGAGGCUUCCUGUUGUGUACUCCAGGGGCCUGUACUUCCAAAUCCCUUCUUACUAUUCUGUACGGCUGAGUAUGAAAAGUCAACUUCUUUCCAAGCACUUUUUUUACAUUUGUAUCUUUUUUUCUGCAGCACUGAACACAGGGGAGAUUCAUUUUUACAUGCCUUUGUGGAAGCAGAACUUGGAUUAUGAACCUAAAUGAGCAUCUUUCUUCACAUAAAGCAGUGCCACGAGUUCUCCAAGGACGCAGUCACACAGGGAGGAGCACCAGGCGUUUUCCAAUACACUUCUCUUAAUCAUUUCUGGAAGAGGCAUGGAGGGAGGGUGCUCGACUCCGAAUAUGGUGUUUGCUGCACAAGAUGUUGGAAAAAAAUGCCAAGCAAAACACAAACGACCUAAAACAGGUAUUUGACCUGACGUAGGAACAUGAGCACUGCUCAGAAGCAGACUUGAUCGACUUGUGUGCUGUAGCUAACUAAGGAAUUAGGUGGAUUUGUCUAACAGGAAAAAUAUUUUUGUUUGUCCAUCUGUUUGUUUGGUUUCAGUCUGCUCUAACGUAAAGGAGUAACAGAGACACCUGACCUAGGCUCAGAUGUUUACAUCAAUACUUGUCCAGUGACGAAUACAAUCAGGUUCA
This is a messenger RNA of Nothoprocta perdicaria, 2460 nucleotides long. It is a transcript of the gene AMER2, whose product is annotated as APC membrane recruitment protein 2. Lineage: Eukaryota; Metazoa; Chordata; Aves; Tinamiformes; Tinamidae. Gene Ontology annotation, molecular function: beta-catenin binding; phosphatidylinositol-4,5-bisphosphate binding. Gene Ontology annotation, biological process: regulation of canonical Wnt signaling pathway. The transcript has 2 exons. Gene Ontology annotation, cellular component: plasma membrane. The record is from RefSeq and is a predicted model, not a curated record. The coding region runs from base 1 to 1716 and encodes 571 amino acids.